Messenger RNA from Pteronotus mesoamericanus, 465 nucleotides. RefSeq names its product ubiquinol-cytochrome-c reductase complex assembly factor 5. NCBI's taxonomy places the organism in Eukaryota, Metazoa, Chordata, Mammalia, Chiroptera, Mormoopidae. The transcript is spliced from 2 exons. The record is from RefSeq and is a predicted model, not a curated record. The coding region runs from base 200 to 442 and encodes 80 amino acids.
GGUCUACGAGCUCGGCUCUCAGGUUCGGAAGCUCUCCCCUACUGGUAGGGCAAGGCGGUGAUCGCUCAGGAAAGCCGACCGCCGGGCUGGACAAGGACAGGCAGGACGGUCUCGGUUCCACUCGGACGCCUCAGUCCAGUAGCUGAGGCAGCUUCUCCCGCUUCUGGUUCCGCCGUACUCUCCCCGACCUCAGCUGGGCAUGUUUUCCAGGGCCCAGGUGAGGCGGGUUCUGCAGCGCGUGCCCGGAAAGCAGCGAUUCGGCGUCUACAGGUUUCUGCCCUUCUUUUUUGUCCUGGGAGGAACAAUGGAGUGGAUCAUGAUUAAAGUGCGCGUGGGCCAGGAGACGUUCUAUGAUGUCUACCGUAGAAAAGCUUCAGAAAGACAGUAUCAGAGAAGGCUGGAAGAUGCAUCAAAGACUGAACUUCAGCAGUCAAUAAAGUGAAUGUGAAAUUUUACUAGUUUCAA